AUGUUAGAAAAGAUGAACAAUAUCAGCACCCAACCACUUGAUGAUAGUGUUCCAGUAUGUAAGAAAAGGAAAUGUGACAAUGAAUGCAACGAAGCAGAGAAAGACGGUGAUUCGUCGUCUGCGGUCGUCCCUUUUUCUUUCGCUUUCAGUGAUUUCAAGCUUGUGAAAGUUUUACGCGAAGAUGCACGGGGGAAGUUGGUAACUUUGCACGGGACUGUUGGUGAUAAAGAUGCAGUUGUCGUGCUUGAACGAAAAGCAUUUGAUAUACCAGUAUUGGAAGAGUGCUUACAGCAGACUACGGUUAAAGAAACGUUACAAAACGAUGUCUACAGCACCUUUGAUGUUUACUCUAGCGGGAGCAUUGCACAUAUGAAAGCAACAUUGAUUCAUCCUGCCACUGAGAAACACAUUUCAAAGUACUCAGACCGCGAGCCCUUCAUCGUCCGGGAAACACCUGAAUUAUACAGAAGUGUUGUGUUGCCUUCCAUCCAGGAGAACAAGUUUAGUUUUCAGUGGGUAUACAAUAUUCUAGAGAAAAAGACUGAGUCAGAAAGGAUUGUGGCAGAGGAUCCAGACCCAGAGGUUGGAUUUGUGAUGGUCCCUGACAUGAAGUGGAAUCGGGAAAAUGUUGAGUCUCUCUACCUCAUUGCUAUAGUUCACCGUCGGGGCAUUAGGUCUAUUCGGGAUCUCAGGCAGGAACAUUUGCCUCUCUUGGAAAACAUUCUUAAUAAAGGACUGGCAGCUAUUGAGGAAAAGUUUAGCGUGAAAGCUGACAAACUACGUAUCUACUUUCAUUAUCAACCUUCCUAUUAUCAUCUACAUGUGCAUUUCACCCAUGUCAAGUUUGAAGCCCCAGGGACAGACGCACUGAGAGCACACCUGCUUGAAGAUGUUAUAGACAACAUUAAAAUGAAUUCUGAAUUCUACAAUCUCAAAACCCUUAGUUACAUUGUACGAGAACAUGAUGCUUUGUAUUAUGCAUUUCAGGACAAAAAGUAUUUUGUGUAA
Messenger RNA from Candidula unifasciata, 1008 nucleotides. NCBI's taxonomy places the organism in Eukaryota, Metazoa, Mollusca, Gastropoda, Stylommatophora, Geomitridae. The record is from the annotation of a GenBank genome assembly.